This is a messenger RNA of Fraxinus pennsylvanica, 594 nucleotides long. NCBI's taxonomy places the organism in Eukaryota, Viridiplantae, Streptophyta, Magnoliopsida, Lamiales, Oleaceae. The record is from the annotation of a GenBank genome assembly.
AUGGCGGGUGGAGUCACAGCACUGGGUAGACUCACAAUGGUGGGUGUAGUUUUGGCUUUCUUUGGUGGCCGGAAGAUGGCUGAAAAUGGUCGGCAAGCGGCAGUGGGGCAGGGGUAUUCAGAAUUGCUGGUGUGUCGAUUAAGUGAGAAGAACACCGUAGGCACAGAGAUAGAUUCAAGAACCCAAAGUUUUUUAACAUGGGAAAGUCUUAAAUCUAUGCGACGAAACCAUGUUGGUUUGAAAGGGCCAAUGGCCACACCAAUUGGGAAAGGCCAUCGCUCUCUCAAUCUUACCUUGAGGAAGGAGCUCAAUCUAUAUGCCAACUUUAGGCCCUGCCAUAGCUUACCAGGGUACAAAACUAAGUACGAUGAUGUAAAUCUCAUCACAAUCCGUGAAAACAUUAAAGGAGAGUACAUUAGACUUGAACAUCAAUGUCGCCAUGAGGUUGCAGAAAAGUACCCUGAAAUAGUAUGUGAAGAAGUCUUCAUUAAAAGUUGUUGUAUGAUGCUGCGCAAUAUUGGUAAGGGAGGUAUUGCUCUUGCUGAGGCUGUACAUGAUUCUGUCCCUGAUAUCGCUGGAAAGGUUUGCUUCUAA